Molecule: messenger RNA, 999 nt
Organism: Penicillium soppii
Lineage: Eukaryota; Fungi; Ascomycota; Eurotiomycetes; Eurotiales; Aspergillaceae
Product: NAD(P)H-dependent flavin oxidoreductase
Exons: 4
Coding region: 1-999 (332 amino acids)
Molecular function (GO): nitronate monooxygenase activity
Source: RefSeq, a predicted model, not a curated record
AUGCCUUUCAACACAGCCUUGACACGAAAGCUCGGAAUCCGAGUUCCCGUCGUGCAGGGUGGUAUGCAAUGGGUUGGAUACGCCGAGCUGGCCUCGGCUGUUAGCAACGCAGGCGGACUCGGACUUCUCACAGCUUUGACCCAACCAACUCCCGAAGACCUCCGCAAAGAAAUUCGCAGAUGCCGCACCAUGACCAAGUACCCCUUCGGUGUGAACCUGACCCUCCUCCCCGCCAUGGUCCCACCUGACUACGGUGCCUACGCCCAGGUGAUCAUCGAUGAAGGUAUCAAGAUCGUGGAGACAGCCGGUAACAACCCGGGGCCUGUGAUCACGCAAUUAAAGAAAGCUGGCACGAUCAUCUUGCACAAGUGCACGACGAUCCGCCAUGCCAAGUCCGCCGUCAAGUUGGGCGUCGACUUCCUCUCCAUUGAUGGCUUUGAGUGUGCCGGCCACGUCGGCGAGCACGAUAUCACCAACUUUAUUCUUCUCAGCCGUGCUCGCCAGGAGCUCGGCGUGCCGUUUAUCGCUUCCGGUGGAUUCGCUGAUGGCCAGGGCCUUGCUGCUGCUUUGGCACUUGGUGCUGAGGGUAUCAACAUGGGCACCCGCUUCAUGAGCACUGUUGAGGCUCCCAUCCACCAGAAGGUGAAGGAGGCUAUUGUUAACGCACAAGAGACUGAUACCGCUCUUGUGCUGCGUCGCUGGAAGAACACUUCCCGCUUGUUUGCUAACAAGGUGACUCAAGACGCACUGAAGAUCGAGAAGGAGAGCACAACUGGUGACUUCAGCGAGAUCGGUCCUUAUGUUAGUGGUCAGCGGGGCCGUCAGGUCUUUAUCAACGGAGAUGUUGAUUACGGCGUGUGGACUGCUGGUCAGGUCAUCGGAUUGAUUCACGACAUCCCAACUUGUGCUGACCUGCUUACUCGCAUCGAGAAGGAGGCCGUCGAGGCAAUGAGCCGAACCAAGUCUCUGUACAGCGACGCCCCUGCCAGCAAGCUUUGA